CCCCGUCACAACACACCUUGUAAUACACAAGAAAUGUGUUGAUUUAAUAGCAUCCGCUGUGGCUUUCUCGUGCACCGAGAACUAUUUACGAUGUUCAUGUCAUUGACCUUUUAAUCUGUAUGUGUUUCCAUCUGUGAGAUGUUGAGCUGCUUUAUCCCCGUGGCAAACCCUGCAGUGCGCUCCAUCCGAUCCAAGAUGGCUACUGGGGAGAGCAGCAAUAACAGAGCACCAUCUUUUGCUUUCCCCUCACCUGGGCCGCCCGGUAACGCUCAGCCUAGCAAUAGCGCUCAGCAGCUGCCAGCUACAAACGAAGGGGCAGCGGGGGCUACCGGGGCCCAAAGGACAGGGAGUCACGCCAACCCCCAGCCGGGCCCCGGUCGCGGCUCUGGCGCCGACGUGAGAUUAGAGGCUUCCACGGACAGACAGCACGCCGCCCUGCAGUCAGUGGGUCAGAGCACCGUGGCAGCCGGAGCAGUCACCGCCGCCUCAUCCGCUGCGACAAACAUGCCAGCAGCAUCCGCGGCAGCCUCUGCAGACCCUCCGAGCACCCCGUCCUCCUCCUCGCUCCCUGACAGCCCGUCGUCCGCAGCCGUACUGGUGUACCGAGAGCCAGUGUACAAUUGGCAGGCCACCAAAAACACCGUAAAAGAAAGAUUUGCAUUUCUCUUCAACAAUGAAGUGCUAAGUGACGUGCAUUUUCUGGUAGGGAAGGGAAUGGGAGUGCAGCGGAUACCGGCUCAUAGGUUUGCCCUUGCAGUUGGAAGUGCAGUGUUUGAUGCAAUGUUCAAUGGCGGUAUGGCCACCACCUCUACUGAGAUUGAGCUGCCUGACGUGGAGCCUGCUGCCUUUCUUGCUCUGCUCAAGUUUUUAUACUCAGAUGAGGUACAGAUUGGUCCCGAGACAGUGAUGACCACUCUGUACACAGCCAAGAAGUAUGCCGUUCCAGCCUUGGAGGCUCACUGUGUUGAGUUCCUCAAAAAGAACCUAAGGGCUGACAACGCCUUCAUGCUCCUCACUCAGGCUCGGCUAUUUGAUGAGCCCCAACUGGCCAGCCUUUGCCUUGAGAACAUCGACAAGAACACAAUUGAUGCUCUGUCUGCAGAGGGCUUCACUGAUAUUGACCUGGACACACUGAUUGCCGUGCUGGAGAGGGACACGUUGGGGGUGCGAGAGGUUCGUCUGUUUGGGGCAGCGGUGCGUUGGGCAGAGGCAGAAGCUCAGAGGCAGCAGCUGGAGCCCACUCCAGAGAACAAACGCAAGGUUUUAGGAAAAGCGCUGUCCCUCAUCCGCUUCCCUCUCAUGACCAUUGAGGAGUUUGCUGCAGGCCCGGCACAGUCUGGUAUCCUCACUGACCGGGAGGUGGUGAGCUUGUUCCUCCACUUCACAGUUAAUCCCAAGCCGCAUGUGGAAUUCAUUGACCGGCCUCGCUGUUGCCUCAGGGGCAAAGAGUGCAGCAUCAUACGUUUCGGCCAGGUGGAGAGCCGCUGGGGCUACAGUGGGACCAGCGACCGCAUCCGGUUUUCAGUAAACCGCAGGAUAUUUGUGGUGGGAUUUGGACUAUAUGGCUCAAUACAUGGCCCCACAGAUUACCAAGUCAACAUACAGAUCAUUCAUACAGACAGCAACACAGUACUAGGUCAGAAUGAUACUGGCUUCAGCUGUGACGGCUCUGCCAACACAUUCCGGGUCAUGUUCAAAGAGCCAGUGGAAAUUCUGCCAAGUGUCAACUACAUCGCCUGUGCCACCCUCAAGGGCCCAGAUUCUCACUACGGCACCAAAGGAAUGCGAAAAGUGACCCAUGAAGGCCCUGCCACUGGCACCAAGACUUGCUUUACCUUCUGCUAUGCUGCAGGGAACAACAAUGGCACUUCAGUAGAAGAUGGACAGAUUCCAGAGGUCAUCUUCUACACAUAAUGACUUAUGAUACCUCUUGAACACAAAAUUAGGAACUGUGAAUGUGGCAUAUUUCCUCCAUUAUUAUACUUAUCACUGCUGAAAUGUAUGAUAUAGGUAAGCUCAAACAUUUGGCUUUGAGAAAGGUUCAUCCUUCUAACGGGCUGUUUAUUGAAAACAAAAAAAAUUGAGUUUGUAUUUCAUUAUAUCACAGUAGACCUCUGCUGAAGACAUCCAUGAGCUCCACCUCUGCAAGUUCAACAGGGUUGGAUUCUUUACAGUAAAAAGGGUCUGUCCAUUAGCCAUAGGGAAGUCAUUCCUACCACAUCUUUGGAGUUGCCCAUUAGUCUCUCUUAGUCUGCGUAACUGGAUGGUAAUGCCAUGAAUGAUAAUUGAUAUGGAGGCUAUGUUCGCUCCUAAUCCCUCCCUCCUCCAUGUAAAUAAAACUGCACAUACAAUGCAAACAUACAGGGCAUUUUGCAGCAGUGACAUAGGACACCGCUGGAUCAUACUUUAGCACUGAUAACCUUUUGUCCAUCAUACCAUUCCUGAUUGUAGUGGCACUGAAGCACUUUGACAGGAGGCAGUAAUUAUGACAAGGACCCAGAUGAGGAUAUUACUAUACCAUCAGAUAAUGUUAGGACAGAGCAAAUGUUAGACUGACAAAUGAAAGGCCACCUGCCCCAUGUAUAAAACCUUAUCUAGUAGAACUUUGAUGGCUCAUGUACCAAGAAAAAUUUGCUUACUUCUAACGAGUUGUCUCUAAAAUUGUGCUGACUGGUGUGUAUACUGGUGAAACACUCUUUGACAUUUUAGUUAUGGAGAUGCAUAUUUCAGGAGAUUGUGCAUUGUAAGCUAAACUGAAAAUUUAAUUGCCCUGUACACCAAUUGUCUAAACCCCCUCCAAAAAUGUGAUUUACUCACAUUUCUCUUAACAAAGGCCAUCUGAAACUCAACAUACAGGCAUCACCGAAAUGUUUUCCUGAACAUAUUUAUUAAGAGUGCAACUGCAGACACAGCUCUGCAUCUAGAGACUGAAUGUGCUUAGUCAUUAUUUGUAGUCAAAUGGGUUAUGAUAACAGAGUCUGGUUGAAAUUUGUAAGAUCAAGUUUUAACUUUGAAUGUAUUUUUAGUGGAAUUACAUUUGCAUGCUUGCCAAAUUUAACUUGAGUGUCUACAGAUUUAACAUCAGAGAAAAAUGGUAUUGUGCAACCUCUGAACAGGUUAAGACCACAGGAAAGUCAAAGUGCAAAAUGACUUCUAUGAAAUCCAACCUCAUACUUGUCUCAUGUACAUUGUGAAUAAAGGUUGGAGAGCGCCU
Molecule: messenger RNA, 3214 nt
Organism: Myripristis murdjan (pinecone soldierfish)
Lineage: Eukaryota; Metazoa; Chordata; Actinopteri; Holocentriformes; Holocentridae
Gene: btbd2a
Product: BTB (POZ) domain containing 2a
Exons: 9
Coding region: 139-1914 (591 amino acids)
Biological process (GO): neurogenesis
Cellular component (GO): P-body; cytosol
Molecular function (GO): protein binding
Source: RefSeq, a predicted model, not a curated record